AUGAUUUCCGGGUUUCGCCCGGUUCCGGGCCGUUAUUCCGCAACAUGUCGAGCAUACUUUGGCAUUGCUCGAUUCCAUAGAACAUCAAAAUGCGCCUUUCAUGUAGAUGGGCGCAGUCGUGUGUCUAAUUUCUGGAUCCCGACGGGCGGUAUUACCAAAAAGCCCGUCCAGGGUGAGAAAGAGGAUGCCAAUGACCUCUUGAUCCGAGGUGGCUUUUUGCGACAGGCUUACUCGGGAAUAUUCCAUAUGCUACCUCUGGGACUGCGUGUGCAAGAUAAGCUGGAGCGUCUCAUUGACAAGCAUAUGCGAACAGUCGGCGCAUCUAAGGUGUCGUUAUCAUCUCUAUCCGCCCAGGAACUUUGGGAGCAGUCUGGACGUCUCAAAGAGGGCUCGGAGAUCUUUCGCUUUCAGGAUCGGAAAGAGUCCCGCUUUCUUCUUGCCCCAACUCAUGAAGAAGAAAUCACCACUCUGGUAGGACAUCUUACCAAAUCUUAUAGAGAUCUGCCUGUGCGGGUGUACCAAAUAUCAAGGAAAUACCGAGAUGAACAACGACCCAGACAGGGCUUACUUCGUGGGCGUGAAUUCAUCAUGAAGGAUCUCUACACUUUCGACUACAACGCUGAGAAUGCCCUUAAGACGUACACGGCUGUUAAGAAGGCUUACACAGAGCUCUUUGAUGAGCUCAAGAUCCCCUAUCUGGUUGCUGCGGCGGAUUCUGGAAACAUGGGCGGUAGCUUAAGUCACGAGUUCCACUUUGCUAGCAACAAGGGCGAGGACACGGUUAUCAGCUGUUCCAGCUGCGAUAGUGUCUACAAUGAGGAGCUUGCCGACGGAAAGGCCCAUAAUAUCGAUGACCAGCAGGUCCAAGUCGGUCACGCAUCCGGCUUUGACACCGGCGAAGUUUCCGGCGAAUCAGCGAAAGCUGUUUCUGUUGGCCUGUGGAUGGCGAUAUCACACGACAAAAACACACUGCUGCGCUGCUGGUAUCCGCAGUAUACCUUGAAGGACCCUAGUGAACCGCCAGCUGAAAGGGAAGUCAACUCCCAUGCCGUCAAAUCCAUAGCCAAGGCAGCCGGCAUAGACCUCGAUAUCAGUAUUGAGAACCCCCUGGAACAAUGGGCGACUCACAUUCAGUCAGAGGAGGCUUCCAGCCAGCGGCCCCGAGUGUUGGAUGUGUAUGACUCAUACGUACGGGCAUACAAGCGCCCUCCCUUGACGGACACACUGGACGGGAUCAACCGCGCGGUAGAGGAUAUUGACUUUUCAAAACUCGAUCGCUUCCCAGGAACCAACAACUAUCUCAACCUUGUACGGGUGCACGAAGGCGACCAGUGCUCGAAAUGCGGCCAAGGUCUGACAAAGACCCACAAAGCCACCGAACUUGGUCACACGUUCCACCUUGGCACGCGAUACAGCGAUGUCCUCCAGGCUUCUGUGGUGGUUGACCGCGCUCACCUCGACGCAGGCGACCGUUCAUUGUCUCAAAAAGACCAGUUGGUCCCAAUGCAAAUGGGCUGUCACGGUAUCGGAGUAUCGCGCAUGAUCAGCGCGGUAGCAGACAACCUGGCGGAUUCCAAGGGACUCAACUGGCCCCGGGCGAUCGCUCCCUACGAAGUCAUCGUCGUCCCUGCUAAGGGAUUGGAAGAGGAAGCCGAGAAAAUCUACGACGCGCUCACCUCAGAGACCACCACUGCCUUGGACGUCAUCCUGGACGACCGCGAUAAGCAGAUGGGCUGGAAGCUGGGCGACGCAGAUCUUAUCGGGUACCCUGUUAUUGUGGUCGUAGGCAAAGGCUGGAAAAAGCAGCGCACCCUGGAAGUGCAGUGUCGGCGACUUGAAGUACGUGAGGAUGUUGCCUUGGAGGCUCUGCCGGAGUUUGUGGGUUCUUUGCUUGAAAAGCUGUAG
Molecule: messenger RNA, 1905 nt
Organism: Aspergillus tubingensis
Lineage: Eukaryota; Fungi; Ascomycota; Eurotiomycetes; Eurotiales; Aspergillaceae
Product: putative proline--tRNA ligase AIM10
Exons: 7
Coding region: 1-1905 (634 amino acids)
Biological process (GO): prolyl-tRNA aminoacylation
Cellular component (GO): mitochondrion; cytoplasm
Molecular function (GO): ATP binding; proline-tRNA ligase activity
Source: RefSeq, a predicted model, not a curated record